AUGCAACCACUGUUGGUGUUGAGCAGCUCAGAUGGCUAUGAUGAAGGUGGAUAUAAGGAAGCUCCUAGUACAGAAGCCUACUUAGAGUCGUUUAAAUCAGUUGGUUCAAAAGCUUUAGCAGAGCUCAUAUCAAAGUUCAAAGACUCAGCCUCACCAGUAAACUGUGUUGUGUAUGACUCUUUGCUUCCAUGGGCUUUUGAUGUGGCCAAGAAAUUUGGCAUUAAUGGAGCAGUAGUAUUCUUGACAAACUCAGCUUCUGUAUGCUCCAUGUACUGGCAUAUCGAUCAUGGUCGCCUGACUUUGCCAGUGAAGCGAAGAACUGAGCUUGUGUUGUUGCCUGGAUUACCUUCACUUGGCCUUUUUGACUUGCCUAGUUUUCUUGCUCAGCCUUCAAGUAAUUCUGCAUAUUUGGUAGUGAUCGUGGAAAAAUUUAGUUGUUUGGAUAAAAAUGACUGGGUAUUCUGUAACACCUUAUGUUUAACUAGACUACUCACUACGGAAAGAGACUUGAAAAAGCUUGACUGA
Messenger RNA from Quercus lobata, 525 nucleotides. RefSeq names its product flavonol 7-O-beta-glucosyltransferase UGT74F1-like. Gene Ontology annotation, molecular function: quercetin 7-O-glucosyltransferase activity; quercetin 3-O-glucosyltransferase activity. NCBI's taxonomy places the organism in Eukaryota, Viridiplantae, Streptophyta, Magnoliopsida, Fagales, Fagaceae. The transcript is spliced from 2 exons. The coding region runs from base 1 to 525 and encodes 174 amino acids. The record is from RefSeq and is a predicted model, not a curated record.